CAACUGGUUUGAUUGAAUGUCCAUCAAUCACAGUCUUGUUUAAAAUUUCAGUACACGCUUGGUUAGAUCCAACACUGAAUCUUUCUAUUGGGAUCCGUUUCUUUUGUUAUUUAACAGUGAAUUCAUGAAAUGUUUCAACAAAAUGUUUGAUCUCGAGUGAGAAUAGUAAGGUGUGAAUGAUUUCUUCAAGUGAAAUACUUAUUGUUGACUUGUUCCUGUUUAUUUCUUAAAUUAUAAAUGAUAUAACCAUAGAAACAAGAUUCGUUACUUAAAAAAAAAAGAGUUCCAACACAUUUCUAUUACUUUGUUAUUGUUUCGUUUCUAUGGAUAAGGAAACACAACGAAAUAUACAUGUUGUGCUGCUGGUAGUUCUAUUAGUCAUACAAAGAAGUCAGUGCAGGUCCGGAGGAGCGCCACCUACAUCUUGUCAGACUCUGUUGCCUUCCCAUGGACAGAACACCCCCAGGACAACCACUAGUCCCUAUGCUGUGUUGGUGUCGCAGAAUUUAUACAAACCAGGGGAAACUAUACAAGUGAUGCUAAGAGGACUUUGUCAGACGAUACUUAAAGGAUUCUUAGUUCAAGCUCGAAGGAUUGACCCACGUGACCCUAGAAGUAAACAAGAUCCCAUUGGAAAGUUUACUUUGGUUCCUGGUGCUCGCUACGAGUGUGGAAAUAAUGAGAGUACGCUGACACACAGUUCACCUUACAAUGGGACCUCCAUUCGUUUCAACUGGACGGCGCCGGACACACCACAAGGGCAUCUACAAAUAUUUGCGACCAUUGUCCUCAAGUUUGAUACAUUCUGGAGCAAACUCACUUCCGUGGUCAUCCAGGACUCUACGGCCCAGCCUCUGUCAAGCAGCCCAAAUGACCUUCGGACACCAUUCAUCCAGCCCUGUGAGUCUGACCGCCCAACAUCCCCUGCCCCUGUAACCACAACGCUGGCUACCACGUCGCUAUUUGUCGUAGCGGAUGCGAACAGCACACACAACCAAACUGAGCAGACAACUGCUCUGUCACUGACCACAGUCGCGGAAUCUUCCACCAUGCAGCAGUGGACGACAAUGACGUCAUUUGUGACAGCCACACAGAUCAAGCUGACCAAUAAAACAGCAGCUCUGCAGCCACCGGACUGGUCAAAAUCGACUGCUUCAGAAGGUACGUUAGAAGAAGCCAAGUGUGGUCAAGACAGAGGUUGUUUCAUUGGCUGCAACAGCAAGUCAUGUGAUUUCAUCGUCAUGUGGUCCAACCUCGGGGACUACUUUUGGUUCUACAUCAAGGCGCGGCGUCUUCCGGGUGCAAAUGGUCAAUACAUCGCUCUGGCCUUCUCGUCUGACCAAACCAUGGGUUCGGACAGUGUAGUGGACUGUAUACAGGACGGCGACCAGCUAUCCGUCCACGUGUCCUACAACACACGAUAUGGAAACACAGUGAUGACACAUUUGAAUAAAGUUAUGUUAAAUCAGGCAAGUGUGAAAAAUCCUGGCGAUGAUCUCCUGUAUUGCCAAUUUGCACGUAAGAAAAUUGUGGAGGAAAACAAAGCCCACGAUUUAUCCACAGAUGUGUAUCUCAUGUUAGCUCAGGGGUCUUUGCUCGCUGGCGUGAAACAAGAACACAGCCGAGUGCCAGUAGUCUCUGGUCGACGACUUGAUCUCAGGACAUACGACGUGUCACGCCAGCUCCAGACUCCAAGUAUUCUCAUCAAGGCACACGCUUGUUUGAUGCUGUUUGCCUGGUUGUUCUGUGCCAGCAUCGGCACAGUCAUGGCCAGGUUUUAUAAACCACUGUGGCCAAAAACAAAAAUCUGCGGACGUAAAGUGUGGUAUACAGUCCAUAGACUGUGCAUGCUGAUUGCUGGUAUAUUGACUAUCAUUGCCUUUGUGCUCAUCUUUUAUGAAGUUCAAGGACUAAGUGAAAUCAGCAUUCUACGUCUGAAGAAGCUGCACCCGGUGGUUGGGAUAGCCACAACAUGUUUGGUCAUUCUGCAGGUACUGAUGGGCCUGUUCCGACCCAGUUCCACUUCGGUGAACAGACCUGUGUUCAACUAUGGCCACUGGCUACUCGGAAUUGUGACACACGUGGCGACAGUGUUCAAUAUUGUGAUUGGUUGCGGUCUUCAGAAGGCAGCCGUCCACUUCACGAUUGUCUACCUUGUGUAUGCCUUCGCCAUCUAUCAAAUAGUGGUCAUCGUCGUCCUGGAGAUCAUCUUCUGUAACAUCAGAGUCAAUGUAAAGAAACAACAGUCGUAUUCUAUUUAUGAGAUGAGAAACACAAUCUACUCCAGCACCAAAGAUCUGCUGGAAGAUGUCAACUCAGAGCCGCCUAGAUCUUCUUUGCUGAAGUUUAUACUUGGCACUCAUAUCCUGUUAAUAGCGUCCAUCACUACCACUGUCAUCGCCAUGAUUGUCUUGAUGCCGAGCAAUGCAGUCUAAGAGAUGAGAUCUUUUUUUUUUUCUUCUUUUUUUUUUAAAUAAUCUAUGAGAUUUAUUUUGUCAAAUAAUCCAUUUUUAAUGUAUAUGUGUGUGUGUGUAUUCAUAUUACAUAUAUAAUUUAUGCACAGUUCCCAGUCCAUGUCCAAACCUCAUUAAAGGCUUUAUGUAGACCUCAUUAAGGACUUUAUGCAGACCUAAUUAAGGACUUUAUGCAGACCUCAUUAAGGACUUUAUGCAGACCUAAUUACAGACUUGUCCAGGUAGUUCGUAACUUUAUAAAAUUUGAGUUAAACAUCGUGAAUAAAAUCUUCUUGGGACUAUGUUCGUAACUCCAAUCGGGGGGGCUUGGCCUCUUUAGGGGCUUCUGCAUUUGGACAUUCGACAUCAUGACAUAUCAAGACACAGUAUCGUGUUUCAUGCAGAGCGUGUCUCAAGACUUGACUUAACUGCAGAAUUAGUUUCAAUUUAAAUCACGCACUUGAAUGUUUGUUGCACUGCUAUAUUCUAUAACAGUCUAGAUUUUACAUGAAUAUUGUCUUACUAUAAUGUUCUCUUUUUUUCUUUCAUAUUAAUUACGGAGAAUUAAAUUUAAUAAUAAUUGAACAUAAACAUGACUUUAUGAAAUUUAAAUAAACAAAUUAUAAUAUAAAUAAUAUGUACUUUCUAGAAAUCGGUGUAUUAGAUUUAGCAUUAUUUUGUAAAAUAGCUUAUUGAAAAGUUUCUGAAAUACCCUUUAAAUUUAGAUUUAAAAAAAACAACAGCAAAAAAAAACAAAAAAAAAAACAACAACUAUCAAAUCCUUGGAUACCACAUGUCAAAUCCAUGUGACAUACAGCCUGAUACAGGCGUUUAGAAUGUAAAGAUAAUCCACAUGGUAAAGUCAUUGAUUACUUCAUUUUACAUUUAUUUAUUUUUAUUUAAAUUUAUUAGUUAUUAUGUAACAAUAUUAUUUUUUCUAAUGGAACAAAAGAGCAUAUCAAAUAAACACUUUUUUUUAACUGUAAAA
This is a messenger RNA of Biomphalaria glabrata, 3441 nucleotides long. Its product is annotated as putative ferric-chelate reductase 1 homolog. NCBI's taxonomy places the organism in Eukaryota, Metazoa, Mollusca, Gastropoda, Planorbidae. The coding region runs from base 324 to 2435 and encodes 703 amino acids. The transcript is spliced from 16 exons. The record is from RefSeq and is a predicted model, not a curated record. Gene Ontology annotation, molecular function: oxidoreductase activity, acting on metal ions.